UCAGAUGUCCACACCGAGGCCGUGCAGGCGGUGUUGGCGCGACACGUGGAGCGGAAGGUGGCGGUGCCCAUGCCCUCCAAAAGACGUUCACUGGUGGUGCAGACCUCCAUGGAUGCGUACACGCCUCCAGACUCGUCGUCGGGCUCGGAGGAGGAGGCGGGGCCGGGCGACGACAUGUCGGGCAUGGAGCACUGGAUGAGCCGCCCAUCCCAGUUGGGCCCCGCCCACCUGGGCUCCACCUCCUCCUCUUCCUCGUCAACGCAGAGCGGAGGCAGCGGCAACGCCGGGCGACUGGCCGACUCACUGGCCCACACGCACAUCUCGCACCUGGCGCACGCACACCUGGCGCACACGCACCUGGGCCAGUCGCUCCACCAGCAGAGCCUCCUGUCACAGUCACACCACGGAAUCGGCCACUUGUCCCUGAAGAGGAAGGGAGCUCUGAGCGUCGCAGAGAACGGAGGAUCUCUUCGGCGAUCCUGUGAGUUUGGCUCCGACAUGCUGUGGCCACCGCCGCUGGAGUCAGACGAGAAUCACUCUGCCCCCCCGGAUGUGACGGGCUACUCGUCGGACUCGUCUCACUCCCACACUGAGCGUCACCACAUGUCCAACAUGGGAACCAUUGCCAGGAACACGCAGAAGUACGGCAACGCAGAGCGCAUGGAGACAGGCGACGGCGUCCCGGUCAGCAGUCGUGUGUCGGCUAAGAUCCAGCAGCUGGUGAACACGCUGAAGCAGCCGCGCAGGCCUCCGCUACGAGAGUUCUUUGUCGACGACUUCGAUGAACUUCUAGAGGUCCAGCAGCCGGACCCCAAUCAGCCACGGCCGGAGGGGGCGGAGAUGAUGCUGGUGCGAGGCGAGGCGCUGGGGGUGGUCACUAACUGGCCCCCCUCCCUGGAGGCUGCGCUCCAACGCUGGGGAACCAUUUCCCCGAAAGCCCCCUGCCUCACCAGCCUGGACACGGCAGGGAAGCCCCUCUACGUUCUCACAUAUGGGAAGCUGUGGUCUCGCAGCAUCAAGCUUGCCUACAACAUCCUCCACAAACUGGGCAGCAAGCAGGAGCCCAUGGUGCGACCGGGGGAUCGGGUAGCGCUGGUGUUCCCUAACAACGACCCAGUAGCCUUCAUGGUGGCCUUCUACGGAUGUCUGCUGGCCGAGGUGGUCCCCGUCCCCAUCGAGGUGCCCCUGAGUCGCAAGGAUGCCGGCAGCCAGCAGAUUGGAUUCCUGUUGGGAAGCUGCGGCGUUACCGUGGCGCUGACCAGUGAUGCCUGCCACAAGGGUCUGCCCAAGAGUGCAACAGGAGAGAUCCCACAGUUCAAAGUUGUGUAUAAAACCUGUAAGGACGGCAGCGUGCUGGGAGUCACGGUGACGAGGAUCGCUCUGCUCACACACUGCCAGGCGCUCACGCAGUCCUGCAGCUACACGGAGGCGGAAACCAUAGUGAACGUUCUGGACUUUAAGAAGGACGUGGGCCUGUGGCACGGAAUCCUGACGAGUGUCAUGAACAUGAUGCACGUGAUCAGCGUGCCCUACUCGCUGAUGAAGGUCAAUCCUCUGUCGUGGAUCCAGAAAGUCUGCCAGUACAAAGCCAAGGUGGCCUGUGUGAAGUCCAGAGACAUGCACUGGGCUCUUGUGGCCCACAAGGACCAGAAGGACAUCAACCUGAGCUCGCUGCGCAUGCUGCUGGUGGCCGACGGAUCGAAUCCCUGGUCCAUCUCCUCCUGCGACGCCUUCCUCAACGUGUUUCAGACCAAAGGGCUGAGAGCCGACGUCAUCUGUCCCUGCGCCAGCUCCCCCGAGGCCCUCACUGUGGCCAUCAGGAGGCCGGUGGAGGACAGCAGCCAGCCUCCGGGCCGAGGUGUCCUGUCCAUGCAGGGUCUGACCUACGGGGUCGUCAGGGUCGACACGGAGGAACGCCUCUCUGUUCUCACCGUGCAGGACGUCGGCACCGUCACACCAGGAGGUCUGGUGUGCGUGGUGAGGCCAGAGGGCGUCCCUCAGCUCUGUCAGACGGACGAGAUCGGCGAACUCUGCGUUUGCUCCAUCGCCACCGGCACCUCCUACUACGGCCUGACUGGCAUGACCAAGAACACCUUCGAGGUUUACCCCGUGAGCUCAGGCGGGGGGCUGAUCAGCGAGUACGCCUUCGUGCGGACCGGCCUGCUGGGCUUCAUCGGCCCCGGCGGCCUCGUCUUCAUCACCGGCAAGAUGGACGGACUCAUCAUGGUGAGCGGGCGGAGGCACAACGCCGACGACAUCGUUGCCACGGCGCUGGCGGUGGAGCCAAUGAAAUUUGUCUACAGAGGACGGAUAGCCGUGUUCUCUGUGACGGUUUUGAGGGACGAGAGAAUCGUGGUCGUGGCCGAGCAGAGACCCGACUCCACAGAGGAGGACAGCUUCCAGUGGAUGAGCCGCGUCCUGCAGGCCAUAGACAGUAUCCACGGCGUGGGUGUGUUCUGCCUCGCUCUGGUCCCGGCCAACACGCUGCCCAAGACUCCUCUGGGCGGGAUCCACCUGUCAGAGAUCAAGCAGCUGUACCUGGAGGGGGGGCUGCACCCCUGCAACGUACUCAUGUGCCCCCACACCUGCGUCACCAACCUGCCCAAACCACGGCAGAAACAACCAGAGAUCGGACCUGCCUCUGUGAUGGUGGGAAAUCUGGUGUCAGGGAAGAGGAUCGCUCAGGCCAGCGGAAGAGACUUAGGACAAACUGACGACAACGAUCAG
Messenger RNA from Paralichthys olivaceus (Japanese flounder), 2727 nucleotides. Lineage: Eukaryota; Metazoa; Chordata; Actinopteri; Pleuronectiformes; Paralichthyidae. The record is from RefSeq and is a predicted model, not a curated record.